AUGAGUACCAAGAGGAGCCCAGGUGAAUUCACGGUGGCACGGCUGAAAGACAUACUGAAAGCGAAAGGUCUAAUGGCUGGAAAACUAGCUUACAUCUCUUUCCUCUUCAACGUCGCCAGGCUCCAUUCUCCGCCUCUAACCGACCUCCCAUGGUCUUUUCGCAACAGCAAAGCUCCGUCGCCGGCGGCGUUCCAGGUGGAGAGGAACCCCAAGUCCCAAUCGAGCGUCCCGAGAGAGGCUAGACAGAGGUCGCCGGAGAGCGCGAGGAGGUCCUCCGGGUCGCUGCCAUUCGUCGCUGCAGCGUUUACAGGUUUCGCUGGGAGGGCCGCGUCGCCGACGCCUUCGGUCUCCCCGACGCCGUCGUCCGCGUCUCAGUCGUCGGUGCCGUCCUGCCGUAGCAAGAAAUCCGAGCAGCAGGAUGGCGGGAGACGGUACAAGGAGGAGCUGGACCACGAGCAGGGCAAUUCGGACGCUGUCGGUCGAGUGUCGCCUGCCAUCGCGAGCCAGGGUCGCGAGAGGAGCGUGGAGGUCCUGGCCGUCGCGGAGAACGAUCGAGCCAAGUCGUCGAAGAGGAGAGGCCGAGGAGGAGAGAGCUCUUCCAGCGGCGUGUCGUCGGUGGUGUACGACGUGGCCUGCUGCGACGGACCGGUCAAGUUCCACCGCGUUCUGAACGAGAAUUACUCCAACCCGGCGCAACGUCUCCAGAGGUCGUGCUUCGAGCCCGAGAACGACGAGAACGGGAGGCCUCAGGCCGCCAGGAUGGCCGGAGAACCCGCGGAGUCCGAGGCCAACGCCGGCACCGAGAGCUACACCUGCAGCUACUGCAGGCACACCUUCAAAUCUCAGUACUGCUACAGGAAGCACACCAAGAGGCACCUGCUGCCCACCAGGCCCAACGAGUCGCCGGGGAACAACGCGCAACGCCAGGACGUGCGGCGCGCCAGAAGGGAGGUGCGGCUGCUGGACCUGAACGUUCAGUACUAUCCCUGCAAGAUCUGCGGCUGCAAGUUCCCCAGCUACUACUUCGUCCACAAACACAGGAAGCUCUGUCACGCCAACGCGGAGGAGAGGCAGCAAGCUGAGGAAAGACAGCGAGCCGAGGACACCAACGCGCCAGCCGAGGACCGAGAGGCCACUUCGAUCACCAACGACAGGAAAUGAAGAAUAUAUAUCUUUCUCUCAAAGUUUCACGAGGUACAAGGUCGUACAAAGUCGUACACUCUCGGGCCGUGGAGGAGAGACACCGAUAUCAAGAGAAAGACACUGCUCUGUCGACGAUUCAACCGUUGAAAUAUAUUUCAGAGUUAUAAACGCUGUGAAAUUCGAGUAUAAUUAAAGUGCAAUGAACCGAAACGGUGUUUUUUUUUCUGCGUCAAGUGAUCGAUUCUGAGUCAUUCGAAAGCUGUUGCGUAGACAGGAAAUAGGAUUUGAAGAAAAAAACACCUGUACCGAAAACCGAGGCGGCCGGGACUCGAACCCGGGACCCUCGGACUACCAGUCCAACGCUCUACCGUCGGGCUAGUUCUCGUUCACGCUUACUCUCUCGUUCGUUCGCAUAUAUCUCUGUCGUGUAAGUCCACCGAAAAGUUCAGUUUUUAGAACACACGAAAUAAUAAA
Molecule: messenger RNA, 1617 nt
Organism: Hylaeus volcanicus
Lineage: Eukaryota; Metazoa; Arthropoda; Insecta; Hymenoptera; Colletidae
Exons: 2
Coding region: 1-1161 (386 amino acids)
Source: RefSeq, a predicted model, not a curated record